AGCUAAUCACUCCAAUUUCGCCGAAAGUUUCUCACUUUCCUGUUUUCUCGGUCAUAAGAUUUGAACCACUCUUAGCCUUUGGGAUCAAAAGUCGAAAGCUUUAUGGCGCUUAAAGCAAAGCCAAGAUCUGAAAUGGAUAUCUCUGGUUGUUCUGCAAAUCAACAAUCAGAUGAUGUUAAUGGAGGUAGGUUUCAAGAAGAGGACGUAGAAGUUGAUAUCAUGAAGUGCGUGAAUCAGAGUGAUGAUGAGUUUCAAGAGGAUUUGUGUCAAGCUUCUUCUUCUUCGAGUUCUUUUGGUGAUUCAAUGUGUGCUCGUGAUGGUGAUGAUUUUGGUUUUGGUUUUGGUGAUGAAGCACAAUCAAUGUUAAGUCAAGAUUAUCCAUUACCUGGAACUUGUGAUGAUGGGACUGAGAUUUUGGGUUUGACUAAGAAGAAGACUAAUGAUCGGUGGAGGAGAUUGACUAGGCCUUUAAUGUGGAGAUGUAAGUGGAUAGAGCUUAAGGUUAAGGAGAUUCAGUCUCAAGCUAGAGGGUAUGAGAAAGAAGUUAAAGAUUACUAUUUGACUAAACAGUUUGAUUUGGAGAAGUCGAAAUUGGAAGGCUUUGAUGGGAAAUCGAUUCCUUUUCGUGAAAAAACACAAAGGAUGAAUGUUUUUAAGAGAGGAAGAAGGAAACGAGUGGAAGAGAGUACAGAUGUUGCUGCUUAUAUGUCUAACCAUAAUCUUUUCUCUUAUGCUGACAAGCGGGUGCCGGUAAACGUUAAAGCGCAGUAUCUUGAUUCCGAUUUUGGUACAGGCUGCAAAGCUACGGGCAAGCAAGAUGGAAUUGAAGAUGAUAGUCUUAUUUCUGAGUUAGAUUGUUCUGAUGAUGUACUUGCAAAGCUUCUGUGUAAGAUUGAUGAGGCACAGGGAAAAGCAAGAAGAUUGAGGAAGCGUGUUGAUCAGUUGAUGUGGGAUUCUCAGACUGCUCAUACAUCAUCAAUGCCUAAAACGGUAGCUCCCUGUCAUAGAGACUCUACGAUACAAAAUGGCAAGAAAUGUGCACUUAUUGAAGACCCGUUGGCUCGUAGGCAGAGAGAGGCGAGUGUACCAAUUGGUAGACAAUGUAUACCUGCUGAUCAUAUCGAACAUCUAUUGGUGCCUCAGACACAAAUUGCUGGGCAACGUUUGACUAACAACUCUCCAAUUUCAUCUCAAAGCUUGAGAUUUCACCCUAUCCUUGAAGACCUGCUAAUGGAUGAAACAGAGAUGAAUGAUGAUGAAAUGGAAGCGGACGACGAGAAGCUUGAUUAUUUCAGGAAGCUAAUCAAUGAGAUUACAGGCGUGCCUCCGGAAGAAGCAGAUGCAGAAGAAGUUCCUACACCGGUCAGCAAGAAGCGGAAAACUUCUCACUGAAGCUCUCUCUGUACAGAGCCUUAUCUUCCUACCUGAUCAGCUAAAACUCAUGUCCAUAAAGCUCUCCAAAGAUAGUAAAAUUGGUAGAUUCCG
This is a messenger RNA of Arabidopsis arenosa, 1485 nucleotides long. The record is from the annotation of a GenBank genome assembly. NCBI's taxonomy places the organism in Eukaryota, Viridiplantae, Streptophyta, Magnoliopsida, Brassicales, Brassicaceae.